AUGCAGCAUUUGCGGAAGCCCCAAAUAGUGGAGGUGCUGCUGCGGCUGCUGGUGACGAGCCGGCUGCUGCCUGCUGCUGCUCCUGCUGCUGCUGCUGCUGCAGCAAAGGGACUGCAGCGCAGCAGCGGGGCCCCCCUCCCGCUGCAGCUGCUGGCAGCAACUGCCACUCUCGGGAGGCCCCUCCACCGCCGCCUCGCAAACUUCGUUCGCUGGAAGCAGCAGCAGCUGCUGCAUGCGCAGGAGCCCCCGCUGCAGCAGCACUUCGUGGGGUCGCCCUCCCGCUGCAGCAGCAGCAGCAGCAGCAGCAGCAGGCAGGCGUGGGCUGGGGCUUUUGCCACACCGCAGCAGCGCAUGCGCGCAGCCUUCAUGAGACUUGCUGCUCGGGGCCUCCUGGGCCUUCCCAAAUUCACCCAGGCCCCAGAGGGGCCCCCCGGGGGCCCCCCAGGGGCCCCCCAGGGGGCCCCCCAGGGGCCCCCAGGGGGCCCCAGGCGAAGCCCCCAGGGGUCUCCCGGGGGGGCCCCCAGGGACCCCAGGGGUCCCCCAAAGCCCCAGGGGGCCCCCUGUGGGGCCCUCUGGGGACCUCCGGGGGCCCCCGGGGGCCCCCAAAGGCCCUGGAGGCCCCCCUAA
Messenger RNA from Eimeria tenella, 627 nucleotides. RefSeq lists its product as uncharacterized. NCBI's taxonomy places the organism in Eukaryota, Apicomplexa, Conoidasida, Eucoccidiorida, Eimeriidae. The coding region runs from base 1 to 627 and encodes 208 amino acids. The transcript has a single exon. The record is from RefSeq and is a predicted model, not a curated record.